UCCUAGCCUGGUUCUCAUGGCUGCCUGGCAUAGCCAUCUGCCCUACAGCUACCUCUCCCCGGCUCCCCCAAGCCUCUGGAGGUCACACCUAGAGACCCGCACUGGCCCACUCCUUCCUGGCAGGGCUGAGGGUCAGACCUUGGGCCAUGGUGAGGAGUGUUUCUAAGAAGAGGCCCCUGGAGUCGUCCCUGGGCGCCUAUGAACGACUAGCCCCAGGCUCGGCGGCAGUUUGCCUUGGGUCAGGGCCCCAGCUGCGUUCUCUGUGACAUGUCGGUGCUUUCUUCCUCUCCUCCGGGGCCCUCGGCACGAGCGGAGCUGCAGCGCGGCCAUCUGAUUGGCCGACUGGACGUGGCGGGGCUAUAAAAGAGAGCCCUGCAGGCUGCGGAGGGAGAUGCUCCCAGGGUUUUGACCGCCGCUCCACUCUCUCAGAGAAGAGCCCGGAGCCCUGGAAACGGAAGCCACAGCCGCCGCUCCCGACGGUCUCCCGCGGCGCACCCCGCCCGCUUCUCGAGAUGUGCAAGGGACUGGCGGGCCUGCCGGCCUCCUGCCUGCGGAGUGCAAAAGAUAUGAAGCACCGGCUAGGCUUCCUGCUACAGAAGUCCGACUCCUACGAGCACAGCUCUGCCCACAGCAAGAAGGACAAAGUGGCUGUUUGCCUGAGGGUGAGCCAAGAGGAAGUCAAGAAAUGGGCUGAAUCACUGGAAAACCUGAUUACCCAUGAAUGUGGGCUGGCCACGUUCAGGGCAUUCCUGAAGUCCGAGUACAGCGAGGAGAACAUUGACUUCUGGGUUAGCUGCGAGGAGUACAGGAAGACCAAGUCACCCGCCAAGCUCAGCCCUAAGGCCAAGAAGAUCUACGAGGAGUUCAUCUCUGUGCAGGCCACCAAGGAGGUGAACCUGGACUCUCACACCAGGGAGGAGACUGGCCGGAAUGUGUUGGAGCCCACAGUGACCUGCUUUGACGAGGCCCAGAGAAAGAUCUUCAACCUGAUGGAGAAGGACUCCUACCGCCGCUUCCUCAAGUCCCGGUUCUAUCUGGAUUUGGCCACGCCUUCCAGUGGCAGGGCCGAGAAGCAGAAGGGAGCCAAGGGUCCUGCAGACUGUGCGUCCCUACCCCCGCAGUGUGCCUGAUUCCCUCUGAGGCCCAGCCUGGAAUGGGAGAUGCUGUGUUCUGGACACCUGAGGACAACAACAAGCGUGGUGACUGUGCACAGCCCUGUGUAAGUCACUGCCAUGUAGACUUGGGUGGAGCAGCCCACCCUCCCCAAGCAAGCACCCAAGUGAUGGCCUCAGGGCUGGGAUUCCAGACCCACUGGCAGUGCCCUCCCACAGCAUGACCUCCAUCUGGUCGGCUGGUGCACAUCCUCUGACACCCAUGUGGACAUGCAUUCUGCUGGCCAGCACUUCUGCAGGUGCGGCGUUAGGUGAGGUCCAUGUAUGGGACACAUGAGUCUGUGUGCAUAUUAAAUAUCUAUAAUACAUA
Messenger RNA from Marmota monax (woodchuck), 1482 nucleotides. RefSeq names its product regulator of G protein signaling 4 (gene Rgs4). The record is from RefSeq and is a predicted model, not a curated record. The transcript is spliced from 5 exons. Lineage: Eukaryota; Metazoa; Chordata; Mammalia; Rodentia; Sciuridae. Bases 513 to 1130 code for a protein of 205 amino acids.